This is a messenger RNA of Symbiodinium natans, 525 nucleotides long. The record is from the annotation of a GenBank genome assembly. Lineage: Eukaryota; Dinophyceae; Suessiales; Symbiodiniaceae.
AUGGUCCGCGAUGUGUUUCGCUUAGCUCGUGAAAACGCACCAUCCAUUGUUUUCAUCGAUGAGAUUGAUGCCAUUGGCACGAAGCGCUUCGACUCCCAAACAGGUGCCGACCGCGAAGUCCAGCGCAUCUUGCUGGAGCUCCUGAAUCAAAUGGAUGGUUUCGAUCAGGACACAACCGUGAAGGUCAUCAUGGCCACAAACCGUGCAGACACAUUGGACCCAGCACUACUACGACCGGGCAGAUUGGAUCGAAAGAUCGAGUUCCCGCUGCCCGACAGGCGCCAAAAGCGUUUGAUCUUCCAGACUAUUACGUCCAAGAUGAACCUGAGCGAGGAGGUUGACUUGGAAGAUUAUGUCUCCAGACCCGAGAAAAUCAGCUGUGCUGAUAUUGCAGCGAUCUGCCAGGAGGCAGGUAUGCAGGCUGUUCGGCACAAUCGCUACGUCAUCUUGCCAAAGGACUUUGAAGCUGGUUGGAAGGACCAUGCAAAGAAGAAGGAUCGCGACUUUGACUUCUAUGGCUUCUAG